GGGUUGUUAACGCUCCGCCCCGCUGUUUUUGACCCACGUGUGUGUAGAAAUGUGUUGAUAUUCUCUCAGUCAGUAAAUUCUUGUGUUUUAUGUGUGUUUCAGCUGGAUUAAAGCUGACAGCUCGGUUUGUUUAUCGACAUGGAUCUCGCCUCCAAGGACUCGUACAUUCAGAAGCUCGCGAGUAAAGUGUUUUCUCAACGAGAGCAGGAGCCAAAGAAGAGACCGUUUGCUCAUUUCAAGGGUAAAGGUGACACUGGUCCUCCAAAGAAGAAGAAAAAGUGUAAAAAGAAACAUUUCAAAGAAAGGGCUGCCAAUGAGAAGACAACUAAACCGCAUCAGAAUCAGAAACCUUCAGUCUCUCCAGCAGCACAGAAAAGCUCGGCCACAGCAAAACCAAAGGGCUCUAAAGCUGAGACUGUAAAUGGAUCCACAACAAAGACACCUAAAGGAGUUAAUGUACAGUCCAACUUCUCAACGGUAGAUGUUCUACGUAAGAGGCUCCAUGAAAAGAUUGAAGAAUCCAGAGGGCAGGGAGCCCCAAAGGAUGCAUUAUCAGAGGCAGUCCAAGCAAAGCGGGCAAAACGAAAGCUGGAGCGGGAGCGCAAGAAGAGGAAGAGGAAAGAGUUUCGGAUGAAGAAACUGGCAGAAAAUGGUAGCCAAGAGCAGCUGCCAGAGAUAAAACAGGAAGAACAGAAAGCCCCAGCUGCAAGCAAAAGAAAUGAAACUGCCAUUGUCUUCAACAAGGUGGAGACAGUGGAGGAAGGUUAUGUAGACAAAAUACAGAAAAAGAAGGACAAGAAAAAGAACAUCAAGGGCCAGAUAACACCGCUGACAGGGAGGAACUACAAACAGCUGCUCAGUCGUGUGGAGGCUCGCAAAGCAAAGCUGGAAAAGCUGAGGGAGAAAGACGAGGGGAAGGCCCGUGAGAUGGAGGAAAAGAUGAAAUGGACCAACCUGCUUUAUAAGGCAGAGGGCAUCAAGAUCAAAGACGACGAGAACAUGCUUCGUGCCUCGCUGAAGAAGAAGGAGAAGAGGCGCGCUCAGAGAAAGAAGAACUGGGACAAGCGUAGUGAGAACAUCAUAGAGAAGAUGCAGCAACGGCAGGACAAGAGAAAAAAGAACAUCCAGAAACGCAAGCAAGGCAAAAUAGAGAAGAAGAAGGAUAGGGCGCGGAGGAAAGGCAGAGUGCUGCCUGAGGACUUGAAAAAAGCUGCAGUGUAGUGUAAGGAGUAUGUUGUCAGCUGUGUUUUAUUAUAAGAAAACAUACCCGAAGUCUAUAAAAAGUAAUUCAGUCUCUUUUUAUGGCAGUUUGAUUUACUAAAUAAUAUGAAAAUGCUACUGCUGGUGCACACAUUAUACCUUUCUUCCUGUCUAGGAGUAAUAUAGUGUGUGUUAUGGUCAAUAAAAUGUAAUCCUUAAUUGUGAUGAACAUGAAUGGAGUCUUCUGUCAUAUAAUUUGUUUGAUUUGUAUUUGUCUAUUUUACCAGAUAUUAAACCAAGAUAUGUGUCUUUUAAA
Messenger RNA from Lates calcarifer (barramundi perch), 1516 nucleotides. It is a transcript of the gene surf6, whose product is annotated as surfeit 6. Gene Ontology annotation, biological process: ribosomal small subunit biogenesis; ribosomal large subunit biogenesis. The record is from RefSeq and is a predicted model, not a curated record. Gene Ontology annotation, molecular function: DNA binding; RNA binding. Bases 139 to 1221 code for a protein of 360 amino acids. Gene Ontology annotation, cellular component: nucleolus. NCBI's taxonomy places the organism in Eukaryota, Metazoa, Chordata, Actinopteri, Centropomidae. The transcript has 4 exons.